Syzygium oleosum is the source of this 904-nucleotide messenger RNA. RefSeq names its product transcription elongation factor spt5-like. NCBI's taxonomy places the organism in Eukaryota, Viridiplantae, Streptophyta, Magnoliopsida, Myrtales, Myrtaceae. The record is from RefSeq and is a predicted model, not a curated record. The transcript has a single exon. The coding region runs from base 106 to 723 and encodes 205 amino acids.
CUGAGUUUUUCUCUGCCAAACAUCAUCCAGCCAUCCAUCGAGAGAGAGAGAAAGAGAGAGAGAGAGAGAGAGAGAGAUUGGAAUCCGAGAAUCGGCUCAAUCAUCAUGGAGAUGAAGAUGGAAUCGCUGUCGUACGUCGACGAAGAGCUCGACUUCGGCUUCUUCCACGUCGAGUCGGAGGCCGAGGACGCCAUCUCCGCGCAGUGGGAGCUCGUCAAUGCCUCCGACGCCGGCUCCGAUCGCUCCGAUUCCGACGCCCCCGACAGCCCCGUCUCCGACGGGCCCGUGUACGAUCUUGGCCUUGCGAACGGGAUCGCCCGCGUCGAUGAUCUUGACGAGCGGGAUCCGGUGGGCCGAAAUGGCGAUCCCCGCAUUUCCCGCCCGAUUCGCCUUCCGGAAACCCUAGAGUUCCGCGCGGACGAUUACGUUGUGAAGGCGGACGUCGAGGGCGAUUGGCGCCGAGAUGGUCGCGAUGACGACGACGACGACGAUGAUGAUGAAGACGGCGAUGGAGGAGAAGAAGAGAUGGACGAGGACGACGACGGGCUGGACGAUGAGCUCGUGCCGCGUCACCUGAGCGGCAAGUUUGGGAGGCAGAGAAUAAGGAAGUUGGGGAAGAGAGCCUGCUCGAAGAUGAAUUACUCCAAGAGGUCGCCUCAUCUCUUUGUGAAGCCUGGUUGUCUGCACGGGAAGCACGGGUUGGGCUUAAAGCACAGUCUUUGAUCUGAGGUAAAAUUUGGGGAGAUCUAAAGAGGUGGUGGGUUGAUUGGGUUCGGGUUCGAUGUAAGUACUUUGAUUGAUCAGGGUUGGCUUGGCGCUCCGGUGAUAGUAGAUUGGGGGCUAGUUCUACUUGUUGAUAUCAUGUUAAUAGAUCUUUUAAUGCUGACCUAGUUCGUUUCUUCGA